Molecule: messenger RNA, 1419 nt
Organism: Magnusiomyces paraingens
Lineage: Eukaryota; Fungi; Ascomycota; Dipodascomycetes; Dipodascales; Dipodascaceae
Exons: 1
Coding region: 1-1419 (472 amino acids)
Source: RefSeq, a predicted model, not a curated record
AUGGACACUUAUCUAGAUCGCACAUUCCUCGACCUAGAUCCAACAUCAGACCUGGCUACUCUGGCCUCAGGUCUUGUCCGCAUCGACUCUCUUUUCCGUGACAUUGCCUUAUCUUCAUCAUCCCAUCCUUCAAACAAUAACAAUAACAAUAACAACCACAACCACACCAACAACCCAUCACCAUCACCAUUGCCCUCCUUCACAGAUCCCUUAACCCAACAACCAGUCUCCUUUACAUCGUCCCUUGAUGCCUCCUCAGCAUACGCUUGCUACGCAGCUCUUCAAUCUCACUAUGCAUACAACGUGGCUGCCCGGCUUAUUGCCGUGGUGGCUCGGCUUGUAGCUGAGUACCGUCGUAACACCUGGGCGUUGCAUGCGUUUGAUGAUUUAGAGGACGAUUACGAAGAAGAUGAAAACAGCAGAGACAGUAGUACAAGUGGAUCAUCAACCACUAAAAAUACAACCGGUAGAUAUAGGAAAGUCACAAGAACAGUUUCAGUGGCUGACAUGAUGGCAGGCCAAGGGGUGAUCCCCCUAGGAGCCUCUACAAAAUCACAGGGAACGGGUUGCUACACCGCAGGAUUAGGCUCAGCAAGAGCUGCAGCGGCAAGCGUUUACCGGGCUACAGCUGCACGCGGUGACGAAUCUUCUUUGGAUGACGACGAUUCCGUAGCAGGCUCAGAUGUGAGCUCAGCUUCAGUCCACCAUCAGCAGAUCAGAGAUAGUGAGACAUGGGCCCGAAUGCAAAGCGUGGCCCAGACUCUGGCACGUCUUGGGAAUGCACUUGAACAUGCACUAGAUUUAUUACAAGGAGCUUUACUAUUACAUGCGCCAUCGCGAGGGUUAUAUGCACGCAAGGCCGCGAUGCUUGGAAUUUUGGAACUGUUAGUAUAUGAUAAACAAGUUGCAUCGCAAGUAAGUGGGUCUGAAACUUCAGCUGUUAGCCACAAGCGGUCUACAAGUGGAGGUGCGGCGGUUGCCGCUCCAUUGGACGAAUCUUCGCUUGUGAUUAUGCAUCUCCCCCAGAUCCAAGUUGCUGCAAUUAGUACACUUGUAUCUGCAAUGGUGCACGAGCCGGCCACGAUUCGCCAGUUUGAGCAGUGUGAUGGGGUUGCCGUUAUGUGUCGGUUAUUUCGUGCAUCGCAAACGCCUAAAGAUGUCAAGCUGCGGAUCCUCGAAUUUUUAUUCUUUUACUUGAUCCCAGAGUGCCAACAGAGCAGUAACAACAAUAACAACAACAAUAACAAUAACAAUAACAAUAACAAUAAUAACAUUAAUAAUAAUAAUAAUGGCACAGGAAGGAAAACUACCAGGGAAAAGGCUAACGGGUUGAGAAAAUUUUUAGGAAAUGUAGACGGGUUGUUAGAAGAAUUGGAGGUCAGCAAACCGUUUGGAAAUCUGGACACUAUUGAUUGGUGA